AUGACAAAAGCAGCCCUCCUUAAACUACUUUUAGCCAUAGUGAUCACAUUUAUUUUAAUUCUGCCGGACUAUUUCAAGGCAUCAAAAGGAAACAUGUUGCAGCUAUCAUGUCUGGAAAUGUGUUUACAACCUAAUCUCACCUAUUCACUCUCUUCCUCAAAUUUUUCUUUUGUGACUUUCCUGCAACCAGUAAGGGAAACUCAGACUAUGAUGGGAAUUUCUCUAAAUCACUCCAGCUUUCAAAACUUCACCAGGAUGUGCCAAGACAUCACAAGUGAAUUUAAAAUGUGCUCCUCGUGUUUGAUUUGUGAAUCCAAAGGAAACAUGGAUUUUAUUUUUCAGGAACAAACAUCAAAAGUUCUUAUCAUGAGAGGAUCCAUGGAAGUGAAGGCAAAUGAUUUUCAUUCACCCUGUCAACAUGUUAACUUCAUGGUAGCUCCUACAGUUGACUACUUGGAGGACUAUGACAUUACCUGUAAUCUAAAAACAGACACUACAAGUUCAACAAUCAUGAAGGAAAAUCCAACCAAGGAAAAGUCUAUAAACCAUACUUGUGGAAUUAUGAACUACCUGAAUAAUUGUAUACACAUUUCUUUGUACCUAGAAAUGGAUGCAAAAAAUUUCUCUUGUUCCAUGAAGAUCACUUGGUAUGUUUUAGUAAUAUUAGUUUUUAUAUUUUUUCUCAUCCUCAUUAUCCACAAAAUACUUGAAGUCCACAGGCGAAUGCAGAAGUGGCAGAGUCAUAAAUACAAACCUUCAUCUGAUCUCUUAAGAAGGAGUCAUUCUGAGAAACUUCGAUCAUUGAAUACGCAGGUAAUUUCAGUAGAGACCACGCAAAGGCUGCCCUCAACUCAGGCCAAGGAAGGGCUUUCUCCAAUACCAGAGCUAGAAGUUCUUUCCACGAUGCAUGAGCACGAGCAGUAUACACGGUGA
Miniopterus natalensis is the source of this 933-nucleotide messenger RNA. RefSeq names its product transmembrane protein 156 (gene TMEM156). The record is from RefSeq and is a predicted model, not a curated record. Lineage: Eukaryota; Metazoa; Chordata; Mammalia; Chiroptera; Miniopteridae.